UGACAUCAGCAAAACAGAGAUCUUAAUUUAAGAUCCUUUUUUGAGGCAAACAGCUGAUAAGUUUUGCUUGUGCUGUUCAGUCCCAGAAGCUCCAUUACAGGUGUCUUUGCAGCAAAACAGUAAGGAAGAGCAUAUUCAUAUAGUAUGGAUAUGAAGAGCAGAGUUUUAAUUGUGGGGGGCACUGGUUAUGUUGGCAAAAGAAUUGUGAAGGCCAGUAUAGCUCUUGGCCAUCCUACUUAUAUUUUGUUCAGGCCAGAGGUGGUCUCUGACAUUGAUAAAGUGCAGAUGCUCUUAUCCUUCAAACAGCUUGGGGCCAAACUUCUUGAGGCUUCAUUGGAUGACCACCAAAAGCUUGUGGAUGCUGUGAAACAAGUUGAUGUUGUCAUCAGUGCUAUUGGAGGUGGUGUGGUGGAUCACCAUAUACUUGAUCAGCUCAAACUAGUGGAGGCCAUCAAAGAAGCUGGCAAUAUUAAGAGAUUUCUUCCUUCAGAGUUUGGGAUGGAUCCAGAUGUUAUGGUGCAUGCAUUGCAUCCUGGUAAUAGUAUAUUCAUUGAUAAGAGAAAGGUUCGACGUGCCAUUGAAGCAAGGAAUAUUCCUUACACAUACGUGUCUGCAAAUAUGCUUGCUGGGUUCUUUGCUGGAGGCUUAGGGCAACUGCUAGAUAAAGCCCCCAUGAUGCCUGCUCAAGAUAAAGUCCUCAUCUAUGGAGAUGGAAAUGUUAAAGGUAUUUAUCUGGAUGAAGACGAUGUUGGAAUAUACAUCGUCAAAUCAAUUGAUGAUCCUCGCACCCUCAACAAAACUAUGUUUAUGAGGCCACCAAAGAAUAUACUUUCACAAAAUGAAGUUGUAGAAAUAUGGGAGAGAUUGUCAGGAUUAAAGUUGAAAAAAAUCUACAUGUCAGAGGACCAACUUCUAAAUAUGGAAGGUGAAUCUUAUUUGGAGAAGAUGAAACGAGGUCAUCUCUAUCAAAUUUUCAUUAGAGGGGAUCUUUACAAUUUUGAAAUUGGGCCCAAUGCUACUGAAGCUUCCGAACUUUAUCCAGAAGUCAAAUACACAACCAUGGAUUCUUAUAUGAAGCGCUACGUUUGAAUAUUUUUCUUAUUGUAUCUGUCACAUUUUCAUACAUAAUAUCUAGAGAUAUUUAGUAAUAAAUAAUGGUGUAUAUAUACAUCAUAAACACCAUAUAAUUUCGUAUAGACUAUUAUGGGAACUAUUUAAGUAUGGUUGUUUAGAUGAUUUCUCUCGAGGGGUGUCGCUCUCACAUAAAUGUGACAAGAUUUUGGUUGAUUA
This is a messenger RNA of Cryptomeria japonica (Japanese cedar), 1290 nucleotides long. Its product is annotated as bifunctional pinoresinol-lariciresinol reductase 3. Gene Ontology annotation, molecular function: oxidoreductase activity. The record is from RefSeq and is a predicted model, not a curated record. NCBI's taxonomy places the organism in Eukaryota, Viridiplantae, Streptophyta, Pinopsida, Cupressales, Cupressaceae. Bases 145 to 1089 code for a protein of 314 amino acids. The transcript is spliced from 5 exons.